Messenger RNA from Botrytis byssoidea, 1329 nucleotides. RefSeq lists its product as uncharacterized. The transcript is spliced from 2 exons. Bases 1 to 1329 code for a protein of 442 amino acids. Gene Ontology annotation, biological process: spliceosomal snRNP assembly. Gene Ontology annotation, cellular component: SMN complex; nucleus. NCBI's taxonomy places the organism in Eukaryota, Fungi, Ascomycota, Leotiomycetes, Helotiales, Sclerotiniaceae. The record is from RefSeq and is a predicted model, not a curated record.
AUGGCCAGUACGAAGCGCGCUCGUUCACCUUCACCUCCAAGUUCUUACCUCUACUCGAACAAGAAAUCAAAUUCCGUGAUAGAAGCGCGCGUAGAUCCAAUCUAUGGACAGCGAAGUGCGCUUCCAGCAGAUGAUGAUUCUCUCAGCUUAGACGAGGACGGUAUAGAUGCUCUGAAUUAUUUGAGAUCUGUUAGAGCCGAAGCAGAAGACCUCCCACCAAUAUUUUACGCCCCCGCAGAGACUGCGAGCUCUAACAACAACGGCGAGUACGAUCGAUCGAUAUAUGAGAGUGGCGUGGGCGAUUUCAGAGGAUAUUAUGCGGAUGGUGCUUAUUAUGCAACGGCCGAAGUUGAAGACGAAACAGAGGAUGAGGAACAUAAAGGCCAAGAUCCUCGAUCGGCGUAUUUCAACUCUAUCUUGACGCGAUUCGAAACUCUACGAGACAAACUUCACCAAGUUCCUCCAACAGACCUAGUGAAAAAUCUAGACGCAGAUCAUCCCACAUAUUUAAAAGUAUUGAACACCAAGCUCUGCAGGUGGUGGAGAUGGAAAAUGAAGACGGUUGACCCGCUGCCUGUGCAGAUAGCAAUUAUGGAUAAGGAAACAGUUUUGAGACUACUGAGGCUCCUGUUGACUGGCACGUUGUUGCAAAGUGGCUCUGAUAUCAAUUUGAAGGUCAGUAUGUGGAUCUGGGCAUUGCUAGCUAGGCUACCGGUAAGAGGCGAAUUGAGUAGUGAUGAGAUAGGAGUUGUAAGGGAACUAGGGAAAAAAGCUGUGAUGCUCGGUGUUGGAUUAAAGGCGGGUAGUGACUUGAAAGAGGGCUUGGAUGAGGUGGAGAAGGUAUUCGAGGCCGAUAAUGAGAUCGAAAGUGCGGAUGAUGAAAAUGCCACUAGCUCCAAAGAUCGGAACACAGAGAGGAUUGAAAACCAGCCGGAAGUGGAGCUUCAGGUAACACAGAACAGCAGUAAUGCCUCGCUGAUAUUAGACUCGACGGACAAAUCCAUCCUAUCAACGACAACAACAAAGCCUACUAGUCCGGAAGAAGACACUUUGGGAGCAACGCCAGAUGCCCAUGAACUAGAAGCGCUCAAAGCCCGCUUACUCGCUAAUAUCGCUUCAAAUCUGCAUGUUGGUCCCACAGCAAUCGCAGAUUCUCAGCCUCUCGAAGCAGAAGAACCUUCCAAUUCCACAACUGAAGCGUCGGCGCUCACACCAGAGCAACCACCUGAUUGGAAUACCAGAGCGACAGUUGACAUGAUUAUCACGAUUGCAGGUGAGAUGUACGGACAGAGAGAUCUGCUGGAGUUUAGGGAAGUAUGGGGUGAGUAG